GAAUCAGGAUGAAGUCUCAAAAUUGAAGCGGGGCAGGGUGAUCUAGCCCAUCGCCCUGCCUUAUAGCUUCAUGCGAGGCAGGUCGCCGAGGUGCCUCCGCUACUUGCCCCCCCGGAUCCGAACUUCCCGAAGCAGGCUGAGCAGCACCACACCACGUCUCUUGUCCAAUCCUGGACAUGUCAUCUCGCAUCUCGCCAUCGCAUGUGUUCAAACCAACUUCCGAUCGCUGUCAUCGUACCCAUCUCUUCUUUCGCCACGUCAUCAGACCCUGUCAGUCGCUCAGUGUAGUAGUAUCCCAGGAUGGAAGGCCGCGAUAAUCUGGACCCAGCAAGCGGUCCACCAACAUUGCUCGGGGAUUUCCCUUCGUUCAGCUAUGCGGACCAGUUGGAGAACAAGCAGGAGAGAAGGAAUCGGACGGUACAGAGCUGCACAGAAUGCAGACGGAGAAAGACCAAAUGUGACCGCGUCUUCCCGUGUGGUCCGUGCAAGACAAGAGGAGUCAAUGCUAGGGAUGCUUGUGUCGAGUAUCAGAAACCUUUACCCGAAGGUCUAACAGGAUACACUCACCUUCGGGAUUUCGACACUCUCGUCUCCAGGGUGUAUGAGCUGGAAUGUCUCGUCAGUGCCAUGUUUAGGGGGGAACAUCUGACGCUUCCCGAGCAUACGGGCACGGGACAACAGAACGCCAUCGCAUCUGGUUCGAGAUCGGUCCGAUUCGCUCCUGGGCCUUCUAACGAACCAAUUGGCGAAGGCUCGAAACCCCAAGCAACAAGACAGGAUUCCUUUUUCGACGAACCCAUGGAUAACAUUGAUUUCCAGGUCGACGGUAUGGAAGAGACCUGGGAUAAUGCCGGCCAGAACCACAACCUGCCAAACGAGACGGAUCAGUCGCGACUGGUGGUGGGUAGACACCCUCGUUCCUCUUCUGCCCGACAGGAUACCAACAACAGUACGGACCCGGCCAUGAACCUGUCAGGUCCUUCGAUGUCUGUGAUCCCACCAAAUCCGCCGGUUGGCAUUUCACCGCCUUUCAGGACACAUUGGCAACAGGCCGGCAGCUUGCAGGGUCGAAGCUUUGCAGGCCCUUCCAUACAGAACAGUGAACCCGUGAGCAAGGCUCCAAGUUUGACCGAACACGACGCUGCUCUGCUGUUGGAGGACAUGGUUUAUGAUCGCAAGGUGAUGCGCGAUGGUAAUACCGGUUUGCCAGGCAUGACGAGCGAAUCCCGAUCAACGCCUUUGGAGCUACCACAAGAUUUAACGCCUAAAUCGGUUGACGGACAUGCGGUUGGGCAGGAGCUAAUCCAUAUUCCCGGCCUUGAUCGUCUGCCGCCGCUCGCUCUGGCGCAGUACCUUUUGAGCCAUUUCUUGUCCGAUAUUGAAUGGCUGUUUCGAUGCCUCCAUAUACCAAGCUUCACUCAAAGGGUGCAAGAUUUUCAUCGCCAAUUUACGACUUCCGGAGGCGUCUCAUCGGAUCAAGCAGCCUUUCUCCCGCUCUACACGGCCUGUCUGUGUGCUUCGCUUCACCUGAUGACAGACGAGGUUUUACGCAACACGGGUUACAACCAGAAGGAGCGUGAUGCCGCUCUUUCGGAUUGGAAUGAACUGCUAGAGGUGACCCUGGUGAAGAUCGAUUGGGCGGGCUCCCCUAGGCUGGAAUCGCUCCAGGCUUUCAUAAUCAUCGGUCCUUACUGGUCUUCCAUCAACCGGUCCGAGUCCCAUCUUGCUCAACUCGGAACAGCCAUCAAGGUCGCGAUGAACAUGGGAUUAUCUCGGCUGGGACCAGAGCUAGCGAUGGAGUCCACCUCGGCCCAAAUUGCACAGCAUUUUGGGCGACGAUGGACCAAUGCGAGCGAUCGCGAAGUCGGCCGUCGAGUCUGGUGGGCCCUGGUUGAGCUGGAUUGGAUCGCUAGUCUUGAACAUCGUUUUGAUCAUGUCGCUUCCAUCGAUCAUGCCACCUGCGCUCAACCUGCCAAUAUUUCGGACGAGGCUCUGAUCGGUCAUGGUCCAAUCAUAUCGGAGCCCAUGUCCACGCGUACCGAUAUGAGCUUUUUCUUGAAUAGGCUAUCUUUCCUAUACCCCGUUCGCAACUUUGUGCAGGCCGUCCUCAGUGCUGGCAAAUUAAGUUACGAUUUGAUCAUCAGCACUCAGGAGGGAUUCAUGAGCGUGAUCUCGCAGCUUUCUCCUUUCUAUCGUCUGAAUGCCGAUUUUGAAAUGGAUCCAACGCAAUGGGCAACAGACGCUGCAACAUUACAGCGAUUGAGCGCAGAGAAACAGCUCAUCAACACACACGGCCACUAUCAAAUCCUCAGACUACAUCGAUUCUAUCUCAACAUGGCUUACCGCUCUCAUAAGUAUGCAUUCUCCAAGGAUGUCACAUUGAAAUCGGCCAGCUUCAUACUCGGCACGAAUCUAGCCCAAUCCCCUGCGAACAGUCUUCUCCGCUAUUGGCCUCUUGCUCAUAGCAUCUUGUCGGCAACUAUCGUGAUUCUCAUGAAUCUUUGUCACGCAGGACCGUUUGAAAUCGAUGACUUAGCAUUCUUGGUCCGGCGCGGGAUUGGAUCUCUUCGCCGGUUACAGGGCUCCGCUGCAACCUCCCGUUCGGCGGACGUACUGCAAAAGCUAUAUGACGCGGAAAUGAGAAGCAAGAGAGAUGAGCAGACUUCCCCUCAGGACUAUGCGCCUGGAAAAAGGAAGCGACCAUUCGAGGAUCCCGGCAAAUUCGGUGGACUGUUGAAGAGAGUUCUAACGAAUCCUCACACCCCACAGCAUCCGAUAGAAGCAGGUCGUACGGAUUACAGCUUCGACAAUAGCCUCAAGUCGGAUUUUAACCCUAUCGGAUUCAAUUUCAAUAACCUCGCAGACGGGUUCUCGCAGACUGUCGACUCGUCCCAAUCAGGCAUCAUCAAUGCAGGGCAGGAUGCAGGAGCUGCAAUCGACACGUUUGACUGGUCGACAAUACUGAUGGGCGACUCAGGCGGUCAAGAUGAUCAGCAAUUUUUGGAGCUCUUGAGAUGGACGAUACCAGAAUUUGGUGAUGAGAGCGCAGGCGUGCCUUCGAAUUAAUAACUGAAGAUGAUUAGAGAUGUGAAGGCGUAGACUAUAUGCCUCGAUGCUGCAACUCGAUAGUACUAUAGCAUAAUCAACCAUA
This is a messenger RNA of Filobasidium floriforme, 3151 nucleotides long. RefSeq lists its product as uncharacterized. Bases 301 to 3066 code for a protein of 921 amino acids. Gene Ontology annotation, molecular function: DNA binding; zinc ion binding; DNA-binding transcription factor activity, RNA polymerase II-specific. Gene Ontology annotation, biological process: DNA-templated transcription; regulation of DNA-templated transcription. NCBI's taxonomy places the organism in Eukaryota, Fungi, Basidiomycota, Tremellomycetes, Filobasidiales, Filobasidiaceae. The record is from RefSeq and is a predicted model, not a curated record. The transcript has 18 exons.